AUGGGAGGCCAAAUAACGAGAAAUGCCUUGUACGACUCUCUAGGCGGGCCAUUCCCAUCCACCACUCACCGGUGUCACCAUAAGACUAAGAGAUGUCUGCCAGUCCAGCCUGGCGGGGGUAUGCCAGUCAGUCCGCUGCUCUUCCAUCCCAACGCCAAAGGGUCCCAGAUCGUUAUGGAUCUGGCCCAGAGAACAGUGAAGAGACAGGCCAGCUUCUGCAAUGCCAUCACCUUCAGCAACCGGCCCAUAGCCCUGUAUGAACAGGUUCGCUUGAAGAUCACUAAGAAGCAGUGUUGUUGGAGUGGAGCUCUCCGACUGGGUUUCACGUCCAAAGACCCGUCCCGCAUCAACCCGGACAGCCUGCCCAAGUACGCCUGCCCGGACCUGGUGUCCCAGAGCGGAUUCUGGGCCAAAGCCCUACCCGAGGAGUUCGCCAACGAGGGAAACCUCAUCGCCUUCUGGGUUGACAAGAAGGGUCGUGUGUUCUACCGCAUCAAUGACUCCAGUCCCAUGCUGUUUUUCAGCGGCGUACGCACCAUGGAGCCACUGUGGGCUCUAAUCGACGUUUACGGCCUCACCAGAGGUGUCCAGCUCCUGGACAGUGAAAUAGUCCCUCCGGACUGCCUGCGUCCUCGAUCCUUCACCACGGUGCGAGGUUCCUCUUCACUGCGUCGUGAGGCCGACGACUCCCGCUUGUCCGUCAGCCUGUGCGACCUCAACCUGCCUCAGGAUGAGACUCGGGUUCGCCUGGCCCCCACGCCUGCCGCCUGCCCCAUCCCCCAAAACUCCCUCAACUCCCAGCAGUCCCAGCUGCUCCCGCCCGGGCUGGAGAGCGACUUGCGUUUCCACCAGCUCCGCGGCGCUCACAUCAAGACCCUGGACGAGCAGACGGUGGCGCGGUCGGAACACGCCCGCGAGGAACGCACCCUGGUCUUCACCGACAGGCCGCUCCGAUCCGGAGAGACCGUCUUCAUCAAGGUGACCAAGUCCAGCCCGGCGAGGUCCGGGUCGCUGUCCUACGGCGUGACCUCCUGCGACCCCUCCAUCCUCAGGCCCAGCGACCUGCCCUACAACCCGGAAGCGCUGGUGGACAGGAAGGAGUUCUGGGCGGUUUGCCGCGUCCCGACGCCCCUCCAGAGCGGCGACAUUCUGGGUUUCCUGGUCACGCAGGAAGGAGAGGUCAUCCUAAGCCAUAAUGGGACCAACGUGGGAAUGCAAGUCUGCGUGGAUAACUCCAGACCCCUCUGGAUGUUCUUCGGGCUCCAUGGAGCAGUCACGCAGCUAAGGAUUCUGGGUUCUACUCAUUUGGGAGAGACACGUGGGGCCUCCAGCCCCGGUUCUCCUUCGUCAUCUCCCCACACUCCCUCGGCUCUUUGCACUGGAAGCUCAGAACCUACCCUCAACGGAGGAUUUUCUGGAGCGUUCUGUAGCUCCACCGGAGGAACGACACCCAACUCACCCGUCAGCCUCCCAAAGUCCCCCACCUUCCCAUCAGCCUCUGGCUCGUGGACGGACGAGUGUUCCAUCUGCUACGAGAACGCGGUGGACACUGUCAUCUAUGCGUGCGGUCACAUGUGUCUCUGCUACACCUGUGGCCUUCGCCUGAAAAAAAUGUCCAACGCGUGUUGCCCCAUUUGCCGUAGAGCCAUCAAAGACAUCAUAAAAACCUACCGCAGCACGUAG
This is a messenger RNA of Chanos chanos (milkfish), 1683 nucleotides long. RefSeq names its product neuralized E3 ubiquitin protein ligase 1Aa (gene neurl1aa). The transcript is spliced from 6 exons. The record is from RefSeq and is a predicted model, not a curated record. Gene Ontology annotation, cellular component: postsynaptic density; plasma membrane. Gene Ontology annotation, biological process: negative regulation of Notch signaling pathway. Gene Ontology annotation, molecular function: ubiquitin protein ligase activity. The coding region runs from base 1 to 1683 and encodes 560 amino acids. Lineage: Eukaryota; Metazoa; Chordata; Actinopteri; Gonorynchiformes; Chanidae.